CAGAAGCCUCUUGUUUUCCAGCUCAUCCUUCAAAAAGUAAAAGUGUAUUCGAUAUUUUAUUUUUCAUUUUUCGACCAAUAAAAAGAAAGAGUUAACAACAUAACAAGAGGCUCCUGUCACUCGCAUAAUAGGGAAAUGUGCAAUCUUUUUUUUGCAAUCUAAACUUUUUUCAUGAGCAAUCUAUAUAAAAGACCAACUAAUAAAGAUAAAAUACGACAACAACAUUAUAAAGCCAACAAGAAGCAUCCUAUUGAACAAAUAGUGUCUACAGUACCACAGUUGGCUAUUACAAUGGCUAUUCUGUUUUGUUUAUCAACAUAUUAUCAGGCAGACCUCAUUCAACAUGGCAAAGUAUUUUCUACAUCUUGUAUAUCUUUUAUCACCAUGUCUACUAUCUUUCUCAUCCUUCAACUAAGCGGUGCAGAAUACAGAAACUGGGAACAGAAUCCAAGAACACGUCGUUAUAUUCAAGCAGCAAGUGCAAGUGCAGUCAUAUCAUUCAUUGGAUUUACUUGCUCUUAUUGGCAUAUCUACAGUCUAUUCACGCCUGUCUUUGUCGGUUGUCAAUUCAUUUUUGUUACUUCUCUCUUGACCGUCUUGUUGUCUAUAAAAGAUUUAUUGUCUUGAUUUUUCCCUCUUUCUUUUUCUUUUUCUUUUU
Molecule: messenger RNA, 658 nt
Organism: Rhizopus microsporus ATCC 52813
Lineage: Eukaryota; Fungi; Mucoromycota; Mucoromycetes; Mucorales; Rhizopodaceae
Exons: 2
Coding region: 385-627 (80 amino acids)
Source: RefSeq, a predicted model, not a curated record